This is a messenger RNA of Rattus norvegicus (Norway rat), 1344 nucleotides long. The record is from RefSeq and is a predicted model, not a curated record. Lineage: Eukaryota; Metazoa; Chordata; Mammalia; Rodentia; Muridae.
GAAUCACGUGACAACACCAAUCGCCCACGUGGGAACAGACAGACUCCAUUCUUUGUGCAGUGAGGGGCUCCCUGCCUCGUUGGGAGGUCAGCGUAGUAAACACUGCUUCGGUGCUCCAGACGCCUAAGGGCUUUCGUUACAGCGAUGCCGAAGCGGGGGAAGAGAGCGGCAGCGGAAGACGGGGAAGAACCCAAGUCCGAGCCAGAGACCAAGAAGAGUAAGGGGGCAGCAAAGAAAACUGAGAAGGAGGCCGCAGGAGAGGGCCCUGUCCUGUAUGAGGACCCUCCAGAUCAGAAAACGUCAGCCAGUGGCAAAUCUGCCACACUCAAGAUAUGCUCCUGGAAUGUGGAUGGGCUUCGAGCCUGGAUUAAAAAGAAAGGCUUGGAUUGGGUAAAGGAAGAAGCACCAGACAUCUUGUGCCUCCAAGAGACCAAAUGCUCAGAGAACAAACUCCCGGCUGAACUGCAAGAGCUGCCUGGACUCACCCAUCAGUACUGGUCAGCUCCAUCAGACAAAGAAGGAUAUAGUGGUGUGGGCCUACUUUCCCGCCAAUGCCCGCUCAAAGUCUCUUAUGGCAUUGGUGAGACCUCAAUGGCAUUCAUGUCUGAAUGUUCUUCAUUUUACUGUACUAUUUCUUUAACAUUUUGUGCUGCUUUUCAUUUUUAUAUAGGUGAGGAAGAACAUGAUCAAGAAGGCCGGGUGAUUGUGGCUGAAUUUGAGUCCUUUAUCUUGGUAACAGCCUAUGUUCCGAACGCAGGAAGGGGUCUGGUAAGACUGGAGUACCGACAGCGAUGGGAUGAAGCCUUCAGAAAGUUUCUAAAGGACUUGGCUUCCCGGAAACCUCUUGUGCUGUGUGGGGAUCUCAAUGUGGCUCAUGAAGAAAUAGACCUUCGUAACCCCAAAGGAAACAAAAAGAAUGCUGGUUUUACUCCCCAGGAGCGCCAAGGCUUUGGGGAAAUGCUACAGGCUGUACCACUGGCUGACAGCUUCCGGCAUCUCUACCCCAACACUGCCUACGCUUAUACUUUCUGGACUUACAUGAUGAAUGCCCGCUCUAAGAAUGUUGGUUGGCGCCUUGAUUACUUUUUGCUGUCUCACUCUCUUUUACCUGCUUUGUGCGACAGCAAGAUCCGGUCCAAGGCUCUUGGCAGUGACCACUGUCCCAUCACCCUUUACCUAGCACUGUGACACUCCCCUCAAGUAGCUUCAUGCUGGGAAAUAGCCUCCUCUCCUCCAGGAGACCAGUGCGUUAUCUCUUCUUCAGGUGUUUACUCCCCUCUAAACCAAACUUCUGGUUUCCUUUAAACAAUCCAAGUGAAAUAAAAGUCCUACUUUUCAACUUCA